Sceloporus undulatus (fence lizard) is the source of this 7979-nucleotide messenger RNA. RefSeq names its product calpain 15 (gene CAPN15). Gene Ontology annotation, molecular function: calcium-dependent cysteine-type endopeptidase activity. The coding region runs from base 502 to 3951 and encodes 1149 amino acids. Gene Ontology annotation, biological process: proteolysis. The transcript has 15 exons. Gene Ontology annotation, cellular component: cytoplasm. The record is from RefSeq and is a predicted model, not a curated record. Lineage: Eukaryota; Metazoa; Chordata; Lepidosauria; Squamata; Phrynosomatidae.
GCUAUGAUCGCCAAAGGAGGAAGGAGAGGAGGAAGGGCUUCUUCCUGAGGGAAGGAGAAAGUUCCUGGGCCCCGGAGCAGGAGGCAGGCAGCCAGCCAGCCAGCCAGCAGGGAGCCCUCGGGGACAGCCAGCCUCAGCCACGGAUCAGUUUGGUCAUUUGUCUGGUUUCAGUGCUGCUCAUUCUUAGUACCGUCAUGUAACGCUGGCAUUAAUAAGUUAGUGAUGUGCAUGUGGCAACCAAGCUGCUGGCUCCUGGGUCUGUAGAAGGGGAUUUCAGCAGGGAUCGAGCAUGUUUCUGCUGGGAAAUCAGAACAGCCCCUUUCCUGGGACCUGCCUGCCUCCUUCCUCCUAGUCUAUUCACCAGCCUCCUUUUCCUCCAGUGUUGGGAACUUUUACACCAAUCCAUGCUGCAACUCCUCACCCUUUCGGGCCGACAGCUCAUGCCACUGGCUUGGACCUAACCUAGGAUAAAUCUUGGCCCAGCCAGGGUUAGGGAGAGCAAUGGGCAGCUCAGCUUCAUCGCUGGCAGCCGAGACGGAGUCGGACCAUGGUUUCACUGGCCCAACCUAUCCAGGGCACCUGGCUGCAAGUUGGUAUAGGAGUAGCCACAGUGGUCCUGUUUGGGAAAGUGCCCUUAUAACACGGCAGCAUCAGCACGUGAAUCACCGGGCACGAAGCCACACCCAUUCUGGUUCUAUGGCCACUGUGCGGGAAUGGUCCUGUACCCGUUGCACAUUCUUGAACCCUGUGGGACAGCGCCAAUGCUCCAUCUGCGAGGCCCCUCGCCAGAAGCCUGACCUCAACCACAUCUUGCGUCUCAGCGUAGAAGAACAAAAAUGGGCGUGUGCUCGUUGCACCUUUCGGAACUUCUUAGGCAAAGAGGCUUGUGAGGUGUGCAGCUUCACUCCAGAGCCAGGACCUGGUGGUUCCCCACUGCCGAUCAUCAACGGAGUCUUGCCCAAGCCUGCUAUCUUGAUUGAGCCCAAGGGGACCUGCAAGGAGGAGAUGCCGAAGGCAGAGAGCUCUGGGGAGGACUCGGGAGGGAAGAGCCCCGAAGAGGCAGGGCUGGAGGAGGGCUGGGCCUGCCAACGCUGCACCCUCCACAACACCCCUGUGGCCCAUUCCUGCUCGGCCUGUGGAGGACCCCGGAAGCUCUCCCUGCCCAAGAUUCCCCCAGAGGCGCUGGUCGUCCCUGAAGUAAUAGCUCCUGCUGGCUUCCAUGUAGCACCUGCCACCCCUCAACCCAGUGUGGUUACAGAGACCGCAGAGAACUACCCAGUUGCCAACCAGGGCACAACCACCACGGAGCAAGACAGCCAGAAGAUGCCAAGCUUUAGCCUUUUCUCCCCAGGCCUCCAAAAUAACCCAGUUCCUCGCAGCCGCCGAGAGGUACCCCCUCAGUUGCAGCCACCGGUGCCUGACACAUCCCAACCCGCCUCCCCACCUGCUCCCGUGCCGAAGGCCAUCCGCUUCCAGGAGCUGAUGGCCACCAAGCGGCUGAGUGUGCUGGAGGAGGAGAUGGAGGUGAGCUCAUCGCCCUGGAAAUGCAGCAGCUGUUCUCUCCUUAAUACCUCAGGAGUUGGGGUGUGCAAGGCCUGCAACACCCAGAAAGGAAGUGACACCAUUGAUCUGACGGGGGAUUCGGUGCGCUUUACCCCCUGUGGCCCAUCCAGCCCUGACUUUACCACCUGGUCCUGUUCCAAGUGCACACUGAAAAACCCCACAGCUUCUCAGAAGUGCAAGGCUUGUGGCUCCUCCAAGUUACAUGGCUUCCAGGAGCAUGGCCUGCAGGGCGAGUCAUCCCCCAAAUGUUCUGAGUGCGGUUUGGAUAAGGGCCCGGUCUGCACAGCCUGCACCUCCAAAGCCCCCUCAGCCCACAAGGUGGCCCGUCUCUUCCCCUUGCAGCCUCCCACCACUCCAGAAAGGCCGACUCAGUGGCCUUGCCCUGCUUGCACCCUGCUCAAUGAGCUCAAAGCCAAGCACUGUGUGGCCUGCCACACCCCUCAGGGGUAUAUGUCGCAGCGCAAGGGAGCCAAGCCACUCCGACGUCGCGAGAGCAUGCACGCAGAGAAGCGGCGGCAGACGGACGAAGGGGAGGCAAAAGCCCUCUGGGAAAACAUUGUCUCCUUCUGCCAAGAGAACAAAGUCAACUUUGUGGAUGACAGUUUCCCUCCUGGACCCAAGUCAGUCGGCUUCCCCGAAGGGGACAGUGUCCAGCAGCGAGUGAAGCAGUGGCUGAGGCCUCAAGAAAUCAACUGCAGCAUCUUCAAGGAUCGUUCAGUCAAGUGGUCGGUUUUCCGAACUCCCCGGCCCUCUGACAUCUUGCAGGGACUGCUGGGAAAUUGCUGGUUCCUAAGUGCUCUGGCUGUGCUGGCAGAGCGACCUGAGUUGGUGGAACGGGUCAUGAUCACACGGACUAUUUGUCCAGAGGGGGCCUACCAGGUGCGGCUUUGCAAAGAUGGCACUUGGACCACUGUGCUGGUGGAUGACAUGCUGCCCUGUGAUGAAUGUGGCUACCUCCUCUUCUCUCAGGCCCAGAGGAAACAGCUAUGGGUGGCCCUUAUUGAGAAGGCCCUGGCCAAACUCCAUGGUUCGUACUUUGCCCUCCAGGCAGGGCGCGCUAUUGAAGGCCUAGCUACGUUAACUGGCGCCCCCUGCGAGAGCCUGAUGCUGCAGGUCAGCUCCACUAACCCUCGCGAGGAGCCCAUUGACACUGACCUCAUCUGGGCCAAAAUGCUGAGUUCUAAGGAGGCUGGUUUUCUAAUGGGUGCAUCCUGCGGAGGGGGCAACAUGAAGGUAGAUGACGCAGCCUAUGAAAGCAUGGGCCUUCGUCCAAGGCAUGCAUACUCCAUAUUGGAUGUACGAGAUGUGCAAGGAUGCAGGCUACUUCGACUGCGUAACCCAUGGGGUCGCUUCUCCUGGAAUGGCAGCUGGUCUGAUGAAUGGCCCCACUGGCCGACACACUUGCGGCAUGAACUGAUGCCCCAUGGGAGCAGUGAGGGAGUCUUCUGGAUGGAAUACAGUGACUUCAUCAGGUAUUUUGACUCAGUCGACAUCUGUAAACUCCAUUCAGACUGGCAUGAGGUUCGUGUACAAGGCACUUUCCCCAACAAGGCCAGCGGUCCCAUCACUGUAACAUCGUUGACGGUGCUGGAGCGUGCAACCUUGGAGUUUGCCCUUUUCCAGGAAGGCAGUAGGCGCUCUGACACAGCCGACAGCCACUUGCUGGACCUUUGCAUCAUGGUAUUCCGAGCCACCUUCAUCAAUGGCAGCAAGCUCAGUCUGGGGCGCUUGAUGGCGCACAGCAAGCGGGCGGUCAAGAAGUUUGUCAACUGUGAUGUCAUGCUGGAACCAGGCGAGUAUGCUGUGGUGUGCUGUGCCUUCAACCACUGGACCACGUCAGUGACCGGCAACUCCUCAGGCCAAGUCUCCAGUCCUACAACUGGCAGUGCAAACCAGGCUGUUGAAGUUUCUAGCUACAUCCUGGCCAUCUACAGCUCCCGCUUGGUGAUGGUGGAACAGAUUGAGGCUCAGUCAACCACUCUAGCUGAUGCCAUCAUUCUUCUCACAGAGAACAAGGGCGAGAGACACGAGGGGCGCGAAGGGAUGACUUGCUACUACCUGACACAUGGCUGGGCAGGCCUCAUUGUUGUAGUGGAGAAUCGACACCCUAAGUCCUACCUGCACGUCCAGUGUGACUGCACAGACAGCUUCAACGUUGUGUCAACACGGGGGAGCCUGAAAACACAGGACAGUGUGCCACCAUUACACAGGCAAGUACUGGUGAUUUUGUCCCAGCUGGAAGGCAAUGCCGGCUUCUCCAUCACUCACCGCCUAGCACACCGCAAAGCCACCCAGGCUUUUCUAAAUGAUUGGAUGUCAACCAAGGGGACGCACAACCCAUUGCUCACACCUGAGGUGGCAGGACUGCAUGGCCCCCGGCCACUAUGACAAAUGGCCCCACUGCCUGCCCCACCCCUCUUCUGCUUCUGCCUUUUUUCCAGCCCCCUCUGCCUCGGACGUUGCCCGAGCCGCCACUACUGAGCCGUCAGGAUUGAGGAGGAUGGGUGGACAGAGUGUCUAAAGCCAAGCGCCUUUCCUCCUGUCCCCGGGGUCAAGCAGGGAGCUGCUCAGGUUCCCUCUCCCUUGCAGUCCCCUCUCCCCCCCUUCCCCACAGAUGAUGCACUUUAUCCAGAGCUGCUGUCAGGAUAGGAGAGCAAGGGAAUUCCAUGGCCUGGAGAAGGAGGCGUCCCAGGCUUUGUCAGAUGCAGGGCUUGGCCCUUUCCACAGCCACCCAAAAUCCUAAGGCUGCAACAAUAUACCUCUGGCCAAUGUGUCUGUCUGUGUGUCUCUGCCUCACCACACCAUUAAAUGUAUUAACUGAGUGCUGCAGUAGGAGGUGCAAGGGGGGGUAUGCUGUAUGUAGAUCCCCCCUCCCUCCACUACUGGUACUACAGUUGGCAGGUGGAGGGACACUGAUGUGCAGGAUAGAUUUCAUCUCCCUUCUACCACUGGGGCUGGCUGGGCAGUGAAGAUUAUUUGGGGGGAUGGGAUGGUGGGAGACCACCAGAUGUUGCUGAUUUGGAGUUACCCACUCGCCAAAGGUGAUUGGCAGUUCUUGCUGGGCAAGUCACAGGCAAGCCUUAGGGUGCAAGCCAUUUUGCAGCGUAGGUGAUGGAAGCACCAGCUGGGAACAGAUUGUGUGGGCUGAUAAUUUGUUGUUGUUGUUGUUGUUGUUGUGUUGUUGUUUUAUACUCUUUUGCAAGGCAGGCCGAAGCAUGAGCCAUGAAUGGGACCUGCCACUGUCAACUGUAUGGAACUGGGAACAAGAGCCUUUGCCUGUCUCCUCCACUUUAGUUCCUACCCAUAUGUCUCUCUGAAGCACAGCCACUCCAACUCAUGCAGAGGAACAAACGUAGCAGCAAAGAGUAGAGAAGUACCCCUUUCAUGCCAGGUGUAAGCCAUUUUCCCUGUGCCAUCGUGUGCCAGGGCUUAUGCUUCUCACUUAUCACCAUUUGCUCUCUGCGCAGACUUGCCUAUAAGUAUUUUGCUGGGGGAGCUCUGGUGUGGAUUGAGAUGGACAGAGGUCUUCAAGGAAGAGACUAGGAGUGUAGGAGGAGGAGAAGCCACCACUGGAUCCUUUCAAAGGGCUAGGAAGUGUGGUUUCACAGUUGAACCUUGCUUGCAUUGUGUGACACAGAGGUACUGGCAUACUUCCCAUUUCUCUUCUGGCCAUCUGCAGCCUAAAGGGAGAAUAGUCAGGACUCAAUGGUGAAGGUGGAAGAGAAAGGCUGACCUUUCCCACCUGAUCUCCUCUUGGUGCCUUCUGUGUUUCUAGCAUAGGAAAGCCGCCAGGCAAGCCAGCUUGAAGACUUUCACAUAUGGUUCCAUAAGUGGAGCACUUUCCAUUCACCACCAUUUUGCUUUGCAGCUCAGCCUCCAACAAAGUGAAUGGUGAAACCAGAGCUUUGGAAAGCUACUUUGUGGACUACAACUCAAAAAAGAGUUUUGCAUUCUGUGAGCUGUAAUCUGAACAAGAAACAUUUCUAAGCUGCCAAGAGAAGAUGUUAUACUGGGAAGUCUGUUGUGAACCAGGCUGAUGCUCAGUGAAGCUCUCUAUAGAGGGUGAGGCUGGUCUCUAGUAUCAUCCUUGGAGAAGCUGCUGAACAAGCUCCCUUGCCCACCCUCACUUUAAACAAGGAUGAUCUAGAACAGUGGUUCCCAACCUGUGCUCCAUGGAGCCCUUAGGGUGCCACAUGCAUUUCCCAGGCACUCCACAGCUGCCCAAGGAAAAUGAAAGAAGUAAACAUUGAAUGAAAUGAAAGAAUAAGAAACAAAAGAUAGAAUCAAAAUAACAAAACUAGGAAUUACAUUCUGAAUGGAAAUUUGGCAAGUUGAAUUUGCCAAGUUGAAAAGAACUCUGCGAGUCGAAAAGGUUGGGAACCCCACAUCGGGAUGGAUACAGUCCUGGUUUUCCCCAGGCCUUGAGCAGAGCUCAGCAUAAUGGGUAUCUGUGAAGUUGGAACUCAAUAACAGGGUAUCAGGGACAGGGUUUCUAAUUCACGUUGUGAGCUCAGGCACAGGUUAUCAGGGAUGGCAUCAUCCUGCCAACUUAAUUGGUUCGGGCACAGGGUUGGAGAAGUUGUGUCCUGGAAAGCAUUAGGGAAUUAUCACCCAUAGGAUCACCCCACCACUUGCUGUAAUGCAUGUCCGUGCCCUGAAUUAAGAUAAACAGCCUUGUCACUUGUCCAGUCAGUCAAAAAGCUGGCUCAUUUGAACUCCUGCCCACUCCAGGGAUCACCUGUUGGCUGUUGAGUCCACGAAGUAAGGGGAAAAGGCAGGAGCAGUAUUUGAACAGUGGUUCGGAGCAUCCAUCUAGGGACUAUGCAAGGAAUGUAUUAUUGGCUGAACCUAGGUUAGAGUUCAAAAAGUAACUUUUAAUUCCCAGAGCAUAGUCUAGAAAAGUACUUUUCGAGCUGCUGGUUCAGGACCACCCCUUACACCUCUGUGUUCUGGGGCAAAUAACAUCAGAAUUGUUGCCAGGCCCAUUCGUUGGCACCCCCACGGUGGAGGCUUCAACCUCUUUGUAGCUUCAAGCCAGAGAUGUAGGGAGAAAUUCCCAGAGUCAUGCUGGCUGGCGGAUUCUGGGAGGUGUCCUCCACAAAACUUGCUUUUUUGUGCUCUUGACUAUGGAGAGCUGUCUUUCCUCUCUCCUUUAAGCCAAAUUUGAAUGUCCCUUCUAAGAAGGAUCACCACCUCUCACCCUUGUACUCUUAAGAGCUCUGCGGCAGGCAAAAGAUUCAGCAGGCGAACCUUGAUCCAAGCACAGAGAUUUGACAAUAGCCUUUUCACUAAGGUCUGCCUGCUGCACGGCUGCUAAAGACACAGGGGCCCUGCCAGAAGUGCAGCCCUACUUUCAAGCCAUUUGCACUAAUUCCCUCCUGUGGCGACUUCCGGGAAAUAUAGUCUGCUGUGGGGGGGAUUGUGGUGGGGAGCUGUGAAAUUGGCUGCGGUGCCCCUGGGGUCGGCAGGGUUUGCAUGUUGCUUUGGAGAGCUUUGUCCCCGAAAAGGUUGGAUUUUUUCUAACAUUGGGAGACAUAAGAAGCUGUAUGAUUCUGUUAGUUUCCGCAGCCCAUCUUUCCACAAAGUGUGUGAGAGUUGGUUGAACUCAAGUGAUGGAGUGUGCCACGGCCGUGCCUCUUUAAAUGGCUGCCUGGUGGGCAUUAUCUUCACUAUGGACUGAAACUGAUGGAAGUCUUCUCUUGUCCAAAGGAGAAUUGUGGGGCAACUGCAGCAGUUUAUGCUGGAAUCGGACCAAUGCAUCUGUAGUACAGCUAUGCCCUUGCUCUCUGGAUACAGAUGUAGAUGGUCUUGGUAUUGAGGAGUAUCAUCAAGAUGGCAUUGAGUCCCUGAAAAGGGGCAUGGUCUCCUUGGCAGAGGGCUACGGUGACAUUGCCACAACCAUAGGGAAUGGGGCAGCAGUGUCGACAUUGUAUCAUGCUAAUACAACCCCCCGAUGUGUAUGUUUCAUGCUGUUUCACCCAGUUAUGUAGCAACAGGGAAGAAGUUGGUUUUCUCAUGUCUGUUUGCCCCAUCGGCGCUCUGCCCUCAUACCCAAACCAGUAUUCCUGGCACUGCCACCCCAGGCCAGGGGAGUGGCUGGACUUUCCUCCUCGACAUUUGUUUUUAAACUGUCCAAACUGUCUCCUGUCUUUCUUUGUUUUUGGACUUCUUCCUCGCUUUUUCUUUUUGUCUUUCAGUUUGUUCUCUUUCCGUCUCGGAGCUGUGAAUAAUUUUUAACCGUGUAAAUACUGUCCAGCUCUUAAGAAAAAAAAACACAUAGGAUAUUUUAUCAACUGUAAAUCAAAUCUGUAAUCAAGUCCCUGUAUAAAUAUGAAUUAUCCCAUGGGUGGUUUUCAAACUCAGGUUCCAAAGGACCAAAUAAUAAUAAUAAUAAUAAAACAAAGUUUUGUUUUGUA